This is a messenger RNA of Lodderomyces orthopsilosis Co 90-125, 1053 nucleotides long. RefSeq lists its product as uncharacterized. Gene Ontology annotation, cellular component: cytoplasm. NCBI's taxonomy places the organism in Eukaryota, Fungi, Ascomycota, Pichiomycetes, Serinales, Debaryomycetaceae. Gene Ontology annotation, molecular function: 2-dehydropantoate 2-reductase activity. The transcript has a single exon. Bases 1 to 1053 code for a protein of 350 amino acids. Gene Ontology annotation, biological process: pantothenate biosynthetic process. The record is from RefSeq and is a predicted model, not a curated record.
AUGGGUAAGCCAAAAGUAUUAGUCAUUGGAUCAGGUGGAGUAGGUACAAUCUCCGCAGUAUCAUUAAAACACAACAACCAAUCAGAAGUCACAUUAGUUGUCCGUUCAGACUAUGAUUUGAUCAAAUCACAAGGAUACUCGAUCAAUUCUUGUACCUAUGGGGAAUUAACAAAUUGGCAACCACAUAAUCUCGCCCAGUCAGUUGAAGAUGCAUUGGAAAGAUUUGGUCCAUUCGACUACAUACUCUUGACAACGAAGAAUAUUCCCGAUGGACCAGUAACUUGUGAAGACAUCAUUUCACCGGCGAUCAAGACUGGUGAUGAAGUGAUCAUAUUAUUGCAAAAUGGUAUCAAUAUUGAAAAAACCAUGUUGGAGAGAUUUCCGGGACAUUUGAUUCUUAGUGGCGUGUCUCUUAUUGCAAGUACUUAUCACCAUGGUCAUGUUGAAAAUAAAGGUCAAGAUAUUGUGUUUCUUGGAGAUUUUGUCAAACCAAGUACACAUCCAUUAUCAAAGGCUAAAAUUGAUGAAUUCAUUUCCAUUUACAAUAAUCCUGGUUUCAACAAAAUCAUCAUCGAUGAAGAUGUUCAAAAGACAAGAUGGGAGAAGUUGAUUUACAAUUCAACCUUUAAUACUAUUACUGCAUUGGUUGAUUUGGAUGCCACUAGAUUACAAAUUAACAACGCCAAUGAAGAAUUAUUACGUCCAGCAAUGAACGAAGUCAUUGCAAUUGCCAAAAGUGUUGGUGUUGAAUGUGAUGCUUCUAAAAUUGAAUUACUAAUUCAUAUAGGCGACGGGUUGUUUUAUGCUCCUUCAAUGUGUGUUGAUAUGAGAAAGAAGCAAUUAAUGGAAUUGGAAAUUAUCUUGGGUAAUCCAAUCAGGAUCGCUAAAGAAAGUGGUGUAGCUACUCCUGUUUUAUCUGUUAUUUAUUCAUUAUUGAAAAUGGUUCAGUUUAGAUUGAAAGAGGAGAGAAAGAUGUUUUCCAUUAAUGAAAAUGAUUUCAGGGGUAACUCUGAUGAGUAUCCAAAAAUUUUUGAACAGAAAUACAUCCAUUGA